UGGUAAAUUUAAUUCUGAUUGAAACAUACCCUUAGGUCUACUCUCUCUGAGCAGAAGGGGAAGAGACUCUGCAACUGAAUCUCCAAACCUCCAUGAGCAGACACUAAACUUAGCUAACCCAUCGAAGAAUCGAAGGCUAACAAUGACCCAUCUACAUAAACUUAGAAAAACUCCUAUUCUCAAUUGGGUUUCUUUGAAUUCUGCUGAUAGCUACAACAUCAUGUUAUGGUCUGGAGGGUCGUUAUUCUCCAUUGCAAGUAACCCUAGGUUUUAUAGGAGGAAAAGAGAUGUUCUUACUGAAAAUGCUGAUAAUUUGGGUGAAACUUUGAUAGAUGGUCGAAAAAUCUCUGAUGUCACUAGGAAAAAAGCCCAGGCUGCACUGUUUGAGUACUUGCAUUCCACUAGAAGCUUACAGUUUUUGGAUGCUGAGCAUAUGAGUAGAAACUCACCAAAUUUUCUCAAAAAGCUAUUACAAAAGGUUGAUACUGAGGCAGAUAUUGGGCGGUCUGUCACUCGUUUCUUGCGUUAUCAUCCUAUUAAUGAAUUUGAGCCUUUCUUUGAAAGUUCAGGUUUAAGACCGCAUGAGUAUAAGCAUUUUCUUCAGCGUGAUUUGAUGUUUUUGAGUGAUGAUGAUUUGCUGCUAGAGAAUUAUCAUAUUUUGUGUAACUAUGGGAUUCCAAGAAAUAAGAUAGGAAAGGUUUACAAGGAAGCAGGAGAACUUUUUCGUUAUGAUUAUGGGGUUUUAGCAAUGAAACUAAAAGCUUAUGAAGAACUGGGGCUUAACCAAUCUUUUAUGACUAAAAUGGUUGUUUAUUUCCCCUCCCUUUUGAUCGGGGAUGUGAAUACAGACUUUAUUAAGUCAUUGCAGAUAUUGAGGGAAGGGUCAAUUGAAUUUGGUUGGAUUGAGGAGCAGUUAUCUGAAAAUAUUUCUUAUAACUGGAGCCAUUUGCAUGCAAUUCUAUAUUUAUUUAGCAAGACAGGUUACAGUUAUGAACAGUUGGGUGUUCUGAUAAGCAAACAUCCAGGGAUUCUUUUUGAGGGUUCAGGGGAUAGGACAUUAUCACUAGUUGGGUUUUUAUUUAAAUUUGGAUCCUCAAUGAAACAGAUAUGUUCUCUGUUUCGACAGUUUCCACAAAUGCAAGUUGGGAAGUUUCUUAUGAAUUUGAGGCAAUGCUAUCUGUUCCUGACUGAGAUUGAGAUGGACAUAGUGGAGAUUGGGAAGAUUAUCCGCUCUCACUCCCUUUUUCUGGGUUCAUGUACAUUAAAGAAAACCAAUAGCUUGCUUACUUCUCUGAAUGUUGGAAAGAAGCGACUUUGCGAUAUCAUCCUGCAGAACCCGCAAGAAAUGAAGAACUGGGUAUUGGGAUCAAAAGUUGGACCAUUGCCAAAAUCACAAGAGAGGCUACGAUCAAAAACGCUGAAGACUAAGUUCUUACUGGACUUGGGAUUUGAAGAGAACUCGAAGGAAAUGGAAAAAGCACUCAAGGUUUUCCGAGGCCGAGGAGCAGAGCUCCAAGAGAGAUUUGAUUGUAUCAUGCGAGCUGGUUUGGAUAGGAAGGAUGUUUGUGAAAUGAUUAAAAUAUGCCCUCAAAUUCUUAAUCAGAAAAAAGAGGUAAUCAAAAUGAAGAUUGAUUGUAUUGUGAAUGAUUUGGGUUAUCCCAUAUCAUCAUUAGUCAUAUUUCCUGCAUUUCUUUGCUACACAAUACCAACUAUCAAGCUUAAGUUAGCAAUGUACAAUUGGCUCAAAGAUCAAGGAAAAGUUGACCCAACGCUUUCCUUGAGCACUGUAAUUGGGUGCUCAGAUAAAAUAUUUGUCAAGAGGUAUGUGGAAGUUCAUCCUAGAGGCCCUGAAGUAUGGCAGGAGUUGAAGAAAAAAAUUUGAUUCUGAAUGAAAGCUCUGAUGCUUGUUACUUGUACUUCAUGGUUUCUGCCUCAGAUAGAGAUGUGAAGAACUUUGAUUCUGUAUCUUUAACUGGCUGGAAGCCUGUUGAUGAGUUUCAGUUUGCUUAUUUUCUACGUUGCAUCAGCUUCAGCCCUCCCUGAGAAAUGGAUCAGUCCAUUAUACUUUGAGCAGUUAAUAACUGCGCCAAUUAAUGCAUUGAAAAUUAUUUAACAUGAUGGCACUAUGAUAUUUCUCCUUUAAUAUAAUUCAUUAUAGAGGCGUCUCCAUUUUUUUAUGGAAGAAA
Hevea brasiliensis (rubber tree) is the source of this 2186-nucleotide messenger RNA. RefSeq names its product transcription termination factor MTEF18, mitochondrial. The coding region runs from base 143 to 1882 and encodes 579 amino acids. The transcript is spliced from 2 exons. NCBI's taxonomy places the organism in Eukaryota, Viridiplantae, Streptophyta, Magnoliopsida, Malpighiales, Euphorbiaceae. The record is from RefSeq and is a predicted model, not a curated record. Gene Ontology annotation, biological process: regulation of DNA-templated transcription; chloroplast organization. Gene Ontology annotation, cellular component: chloroplast. Gene Ontology annotation, molecular function: double-stranded DNA binding.